UUGGUGGCUAGGUGUAUAAAAUAAUACUCAUGCAACGUCUAUAUAGACAACUAUUUGUAUUCUAUAUUACUUACAUACUUAUAUUUACGUAAACAGUAUAUACUUUGUCCUUUUUAUUUUAGAUUUUUAGUUAAGUAUUGUUGAAUGAUAAUCAGCCUUUUACAAUUUUUGUAGCGAAAGCAAAGUAUUGGGCCAUGUGAUUAUCGCAACAUAAACAAAAAAUAAAAAAAAGGAGCAAUGUCAUUUCUAUGAAAAUACGUACAUACAUAAAUAAUAUAGUACAUGCUUACAACAAAUAGUAUUUAAAAUACCAAGGUCUGAAGUUUUUGUUAUUUCAAGAUUAGACAUGCCACAUGGUUUAACGACGCAGCAUUGUAAAAUACAAAAAGCAAUAGUACUGAAUUUAAAAGAUAUAAUCAAUCACAAGUAAAUAUGAAUACUGAAGAUGAAUAUAGUACAACAAAAAGGAGGGGGGUUAAGCUAAACCCAAAAACAAUCCACAAGUAUACAUCCGAAAAAAUUUCAAAACUCAAUGAUAGUGGAAUACAUAGAUGUUUUUACCACUAUUUGGUUCCUGGUCUGAACAAGUCAAUGAACAAUGUUGAAUUGCAAAAUUUGCAAAUAACACCGAAUAUUCAAUGUUUAUUUCCAAGAAACCUAUAUGUAUCUCCAAACAUAGGUGAUAGCAUUGAACUCUGCUUCCGUAGAGUAAUUAUGUACCAUCAAUUCGCUUAUAAAAUACGCUACAACGCAUCAGUAUAUGAAAGAUACUUAAAAAAGAAGGAAUAUCGAAAAGCUAUGAAAAACGAUACGUAUCCUACAGCUGUAACACGUUGUGCGAGUUUAAUAGCAGCUUAUCCUUAUCCAUUUUUUAGUGGAGAAUACGACUGGUACUUCACUGGAGGAAAUUUAGCAUGUACAACUGAUUUCCUUCUAUCUUCAAGAGGAUUAAAUAUGAAUAUAUUAAACCUGUCCGUAGUGAAAUCAAAGCGUCUUAAAGAUGUGGCAAAUAUAGAAUAUGAGUCUAAUGAUGUAAAUGCACCUACUUCGGAAAUAUUAGAAGUUCAAGCGUCAAAUGGGAUUAAGAACAGAUUUUUUGUGAGGUGCGAAAAAAACAUUACGAAAUAUUUUUAUGAUGAAUCUGAAGCAACAUGUGUAUUCAAUAUUGAAAGAGCAUCCGUUCCAUUUAUAACAUUUAGCGAGGAUCCUUUAAACGAAAAUGUUAUUAUAACUGGUGAUUUGAAUAGGCAAGUCUUUUUAUGGGAUGUUAGUAGAUCUUUAAAAAAACCAAUUUCAAAAUUACUCUCGCAGAGGAAUGAAAUCCUAGAACGUCCUGAUAAUUGGAACUGCAUUCGUUAUUUUAAAAUAAAUUCUUUUAUUUAUACCGAUUUUGAAAAAUUUUCAUUGAUCGAUAAACAAAUUGAGUCUUUUGUUGAUGAUAUUGAUUUCCCAGUAAUAAAAGAUGAAAUAGGAACUUGUGAAAAAAUUUGUUCUUUAGCUGUUAGUAACAGAUUUAGUAACCUCAUUUAUAUCGGGACAACACACAAAGUGUAUGCGGUUGAUGUUAGAUAUUUGAAAAAGAAACGUGGAUCUUUAAUAUUACUUAAAUGGACGCAUCAGAUGAAGUACCCUCCGUUGAUUUUGAAAGUACACAAUUGCUUCGAGUCGGAACUAAUUGCAGCAUCUAGUCCAUUAUAUGGCGAAAUUCGAAUUUUCGAAGUAAAAAAAAGUUUAAAUGAAUAUUCAAAAAAGGUGUAUACAUCUCCUUAUUUGCCAGUUAGUCCUCCAGAUUUUCAAAAUUCUUAUUAUUUUUCUAAGUUGCAAGGUGAAUGCUUAGAUCCUUCAGUAGAUUUUGAAUCUAGAAUUAAAAAAUGUACUACCGGAUUAGAGUUUUUUGAAAAAAAUAAUAAAGUACAAUUACUGAUAUCAAAUAGUUUAGGGGAUGUCUUUUCGUCAAGAUUAAUCAAUGAAGAAAUGGAAGAAUCAAAAGCUUUUCACACGGAUAUUAUUAAAAAUUAUUAUGAAAAAGUGCAAAAAAUUACUCGAGAAAAUUUAAAGGAAUUAUAUGUUACAGAUAUAAAAGAUAUGACUAACAUCUCAAAAAUAUUGAGAUCUACUAGACUGGAUCCUGGUGAUAAUUAUAAAUUGCAGAAUAAGAUUUCUAAUAAAUUUGAAAUUGAUUAUGAAAAUGAUCCAGAAAAAUUAAUUGAAAUUUUCCCAGAGAAGAAAAGGAAAUUGUCAAAAUGGGAAAAGACACCAACCCAAUAUGCAGAGUGUAAGGACGUUUUAGCUGCCAGUAUAUUAAAAAUUUGGGAUUUUGAUAUUGAUAAAAUGGAAUUAGAUGUUAAAAAAUCAAGUACUUUUAAAGAAGAGCAAUUGAUUAGGGUUAAAGACUGGGUAGAAAACAUACAAAAGGUCUACUAUAAGAAUAAUGAAUUUCUUGGUGAACCUCUUGAACAUGAAAUUAAUUUAAUUAAUAACAGUGAAAUAAGUAAAGUACCAUUAGAUGAGAACAAUGGUCAACAAAAAGAAAUAGUUAGUGGCAGUGAUAAUGCAAAAAAGAUUCAAAAGAAUUUUUCGCCCAAAAAGAUACAAAAUAAUCAAAUGCAAAAAUUCAAUGAAGAAGAUCCUGUGAAUGCACAUAAUUCAGAUGUGUCUAUAAAUAAGCAAAAAGUACAAAGUGGUGUAGAAACAAAUAAUAUGAAUACUACAAAAAAUAAUUCUAAUUUGGAUAUGAAUUUAGAUAUCUCAUCCCAAAUUGUACUAGGUGAAAAUAUUUCAGACAAAAUUGACAAAAAUAAAAGGAUGAAUACAAGUAAAAGAAAAAGGGAGUAUGUCAAAGGAUUUUAAAAAGUCUUGUGUGCAUUUCAUAAAUUGUUUUCCACAUAAUUUUUACAUUAAAAAUUAUUUGUCUAGUAUUUAAUUUGACUAAUAAAAUAAUAACAUGCAAUUUCAAAAUGUAAACAUUUUAUGACUAACGUAUAAAUCAGCCUGAAAUUAUUAAACUGUUUUUUUAAUAAAUGAAAAGUUGAAACA
Molecule: messenger RNA, 3036 nt
Organism: Condylostylus longicornis
Lineage: Eukaryota; Metazoa; Arthropoda; Insecta; Diptera; Dolichopodidae
Gene: TAF1C-like
Exons: 6
Coding region: 433-2850 (805 amino acids)
Molecular function (GO): protein binding
Source: RefSeq, a predicted model, not a curated record